CAUGGACCGGCCGUUCAAGCCGUUGAACAAAAGACACUGGCUCGGCCACUCCCGAAGAUGUCUUGAAGAUCUUGACCUUGCUUUCUUUUACUCUUUACAUUCGUUUGUUGUGAUCAACGCUGGUUGCCUGCUUCCUUUUUUUUUUCUGUAUUUUUUUUUCUUGGUCGUUUCGUUGCUGCACUUGCACAACAUUCUCUUCUCCAUCGGCGUGUUCCGAGGCCAUUCACUUCUUGUCUGUGACUUUUUUUUUUUUACUUUCUUUUUCUACCUUCGUUGACAAACGAGCCCUCUCGCUUCAAUAACAUCGAACAAGUAGAAAUUUCGCCAGUGGCAUCUUUUUUAACAACACUUCAACAAGAUAGCUCUGGAGCCUCUCUGAGAGUUCUGGGUUACCCGCUCCUUUUUUCGGGUAUUUUUUUUUAUUCUGAAAUAGAACAUACGACUUGAUACGACAAACAUGAUCGCACAAUCCCUUCUCCUUCUCGGUCUCUCGGCCCUAUGCCAGGCCAAAGUUCAGUUCCUGGGCGUUGCUAUCGCGGGUGGUGACUUUGGCUGUCAGAUAGAUGGCACCUGUCCCCUUGGUUCGACCCAGCUCCCCCUGGGGGGAUCUGGAGGAGGUGGCGAUGGAGCUGGUCAGAUGAACCAUUGGGUCAAGGACCGUGGGUUGAACAUGUUCCGGCUGCCCAUCUCGUGGCAAAGCCUGACCAACAACCAGCUCGGCGGACAGCUGGACUCAAAUAACUUUGGACGUUAUGAUCAGUUGAUGCAGAGCUGCCUAAAGACUGGCGCGUACUGCAUGCUCGACAUUCACAACUUUGCGAGGUGGAACGGCCAGAUCAUCGGGCAAGGCGGUCCCACAGAUGAUCAGUUUGUCAACCUGUGGACGCAGCUGGCCACCAAGUACGCGGCCAACGAAAAGGUCGUCUUCGAGCUCAUGAACGAGCCGCACGACCUCGACAUGGCACUCUGGGCACAGACCUGCCAAAAGGUCGUUACUGCCAUCCGCAACGCCGGCGCCACCAAGCAGAUGAUCCUCCUGCCGAGCAGCAACUUCAACAGCGCCGCGACCAUGGUCUCCAGCGGCGAUGCUGACCUCCUCGUGGCCAUCAAGAACCCCGACGGCACCACCGACGGGCUUCUGCUCGACGUCCACAAGUACCUGGACGUCGACAACUCGGGCACCCACAGCCAGUGCACCACCGACAACACCGCCGCCUUCCAGACCGUUGCUGACUACCUCAGGAAGGUCGGACGCAAGGCUCUUGUCUCGGAGACGGGAGCGUCCAUGGACAGCAGCUGCAUUACUGCCUUUUGCACGCAAAACGCGCUGAUCAAUGCAAACUCGGACGUAUUUAUCGGUUUGGUUGGCUGGGCGGCGGGAAGCUUUUCUACCUCUUACAUCCUCAGCCUGACGCCUACCAAGAACGGCAACACUUAUACCGACAACGCUCUCAUGAACCAGUGCAUGAUCGACACCUGGCUCAACUCCACGACCGUUGUUACUCCCACGCCGCAGCCGAGCUCCCCUGCGCAGUCUGCCUCGGGAUCGCCAAACCUCGGCGUGUCCACGACGACGCGGGCCAGCUCCGGCCUGGCGCAGCAGCCGACCGCCGCCCCGAACGGCACGCGCACCACCACCCGCCCGGCUUCUGUAUCCAUGAGCCAGAUCCUGCCCACCGGCGUCUACGACCCCAACAAGCAAAAGCCGACCGACUCGCCCACCACCCUGAUGAUGGCCCCAGGCACGCCGACCGUGCCGGGAGUUUCGCAAUCUACCGUCCCCACCAACGCUACUCGCCCGUCGUCCAGCGGCACGGACAGCUUCCCAGGGACCUCGACCCCGCUCCCCACUGCCGGGGCUGGCGCCACUGCGCCUCCGGUUUGGGGUCUCACCGCGGCGUUGCUUGCUGGUGCUUACUAUGUGUUAUAGAAAAAAAAAAAAGCUGGUCUAGGUGGUGGUUGUUGUUGAGCACAACCCCUUUUGUUUUUUUCUUUUUCUCCAAUGGGGUAUACGCACGACUCUGUGGAUUAUUUAAAGCCAAAAUAAAUAUAUAUAUAAAAAAGAGUAAUA
Pyricularia grisea is the source of this 2071-nucleotide messenger RNA. RefSeq lists its product as uncharacterized. The record is from RefSeq and is a predicted model, not a curated record. The transcript is spliced from 2 exons. Lineage: Eukaryota; Fungi; Ascomycota; Sordariomycetes; Magnaporthales; Pyriculariaceae. Gene Ontology annotation, molecular function: hydrolase activity, hydrolyzing O-glycosyl compounds. Bases 458 to 1930 code for a protein of 490 amino acids. Gene Ontology annotation, biological process: glucan catabolic process.